AUGAAGGCUGUCAUUGUCUCUGCUCUUGUCGGGCUUGCUUCUGCAGCCCCCUCAGCACUUGCGGGUGUUAACUACAACCAAUGGUGGGAUGCGGGUUGCAACGGCCGAGCCCUCCUCGGAGGCUCACUGACCCAGGGAUUUUGCACCAUAGUUGAGAGCUUCCCUGGCGCAAGCAUCAAGCUUACGCCGACAAGCCCAUGCCCUGAAGGCACUUCGCCACAGGUUACUAUUUCCACCACGAACGACUGCGACAAUGAUGAGCCUGACUGGACGUUUAUCGCGACGGACGAAUGUGUCAACGUCACCAUUCAACCAUCGGCAAUCCACCUUAACUGUGUGUAG
Molecule: messenger RNA, 342 nt
Organism: Trichoderma breve
Lineage: Eukaryota; Fungi; Ascomycota; Sordariomycetes; Hypocreales; Hypocreaceae
Exons: 2
Coding region: 1-342 (113 amino acids)
Source: RefSeq, a predicted model, not a curated record